CUGUUCCCCAUCUCUCGAUCAAGGCAGGCAGUGUGCAGAGUAGCAGAAGCAGCAACACUCUGACAGUCGUUACAGGAAGGUUAGUGUGCAUUACCUCCGGCUCAACAAACAGAUCCUCCUGCACUUCCUGAUAGAAAAGCCCCACCCAGGUCUGUCACAUCUGAGGACCUGAUUGAAGACACGACAGCGGCAGGGACAAUCUGUUCCAGCGGGCCCGCUCCUCGCCGCUCUGACCUCGGUGACCUCGCCGAGGCUCUUCCUGUCACGGAGUCGGAGCUGCCAUGUUGGAUCCUGGGAGGGGCGUGAAUGAGCCGGACACACUGUCACAUUCAUUAACACCUCCAUCUGUCGACACAUACACACACACGCAGACAGCGCUGUGUCGCCCCCUGCUGGCCAGUUUGAAGACAACACUCAGUUUCCACAUGCCGUCCCGCUGCGUGUUGACGACCACCAGCAGGUGAAAAUAGACGGGGCAAACACGGAAAGCAGCUGCCGAGAGCUUUGGCGCCAUGAAGGAGUUCCUGUUCCUCGUCCUGGCAGUGACGGAGGCGUCCUCCAGGUCUCGCGGCAGCUGGUGUGAGCCAGGCUGCGACUGUCGAGGUGAUCUGAAGUUCACCAUCUGCUCCCGGGCGCUCUUCGCCCAGCUGCCCACCAGAGUACCCCCCAACACCGAGCUCCUGGACCUGUCCGACAACCAAAUCUCCGCCAUCCCCGAACGCUCCUUCGCCAAGACCCGCAAGCUCCGAAUCCUGCUGCUGCAGAACAACAACAUCAGCGUGGUGGAGGACGCCGCCUUCUCCCACAUGGAGUUCCUUCAGAAACUGGACCUGAGCUGGAACCGCAUCUCUGCCCUGACGGAGGGUUUCUCCGCCGGCCUGGCUGUCCUGAAGGAGCUGCAGCUCGCCCACAACCGCCUGACGAGCCUGGACAGCCGCAGCUUCCUGCACCUGGAUGCCCUCCAGCGGUUGAACCUGACCGCCAACGGCAUCCGCACCAUCCAGGUGCGAUCGUUCUCCGCCAUGAGCAGCCUGCGGCAGCUCCACCUCCGGGACAACCGGCUGACGUCGCUGCGGAGCGGGACGUUCUCCAUGCUGCGCUCCCUGGAGGUCCUCAACCUGGCUGGGAACCUGAUCGGCGAGAUGGAGACGGGCGUCUUCAGGCCGCUCGCCAGCGUGACGCUGCUCAACCUGGCCCACAACCGGAUGUCCACCGUCGACUUCAAGGCGUUCCUUGGCAUCCACGCGUACAGCGCCCACAUCCUGCUGGAGGGGAACCCGUGGAACUGCGACUGCGACCUGCAGAGGGUUUUCCGGAAGCUGCGGAGCAUCCAGAGGCUCUUCCUGGACGACUACUACAACCUGACCUGCGCGGAGCCGGCGGUCCUCAGGGACUACCGGCUGACGGACGUGGACGCGGAGCUGUGCCUCGCCGAGACGGUCACCGUGCUCGUCAUCACCAUCACAGUGGUGAUAACGGUGCUGGCCGCCAUGCUGAUGGGCGAGAGGAAGAGGAAGAAGGAGAAGAAGAGGAAGCACUGGACGCAGCAAGGACAGCUUUCCGACGAGUCGGACUACUGAUGCGCGUCCUUCUUUCUUUUGUUUCCUUCUCAAAUAUAUGACCGAAACGCAAUGUUACAUGCUGGCACAGUUAGACAAGAUUAAA
Molecule: messenger RNA, 1665 nt
Organism: Perca flavescens (yellow perch)
Lineage: Eukaryota; Metazoa; Chordata; Actinopteri; Perciformes; Percidae
Product: leucine-rich repeat-containing protein 3B
Exons: 6
Coding region: 513-1580 (355 amino acids)
Biological process (GO): positive regulation of synapse assembly; axonogenesis
Molecular function (GO): protein binding
Source: RefSeq, a predicted model, not a curated record